AUGGGCAAUUACACCACAGUGAGUAUAUUCCUUCUAUGGGGAUUUUCCAGUUUCCCAGACCUGCAGAACUUCCUCUUCAUGGUAAUUUUCUUCUCCCAUGUGACCAUCAUAGCUGCAAAUCUGUCAAUCAUGGUGGCCAUCAAUUUCAGUCACAACCUUCACACUCCCAUGUACUAUUUUCUCUGUGGCCUGUCCCUUUCAGAAACCUGUACGUCUAUGGUGGUCCUUCCACGCAUGUUAGUAGACCUGCUAUCAGAGAGCAAGACCAUUUCUCUUUCCGAGUGUGCCACACAGAUGUUUUUCUUCUUGGGCUUGGCAGCCAACAAUUGUUUCAUAAUGGCUGCCAUGUCUUAUGACCGUUACAUAGCUAUCCACAACCCACUGCAGUACUCAAUCCUGAUGACCCAAAAGAUCUGCUUUCAGUUCAUGAUGGCCUCCUGCAUGAUUGGGUUCCUGGUUUCUCUGUGCAUCAUCCUCACUGUAUUCAGCUUGUCGUUUUGUGAUUCCAACAUCAUCCAACAUUUUUUCUGUGACAUCUCACCUGUGGUCAGCCUUGCUUGUGAUUAUACUUCCCAUCAUAAAAUGGCUAUUUUUGGGUUCUCUGCCUUUGUUUUGGUGGGUAGUUUUACUUUAAUUAUGAUUUCCUAUGUCUUCAUUGUGUCUGUAGUCAUGAAGAUGCCCUCUGUGAAGGGGAGGUAUAAGGCCUUCUCAACUUGUUCUUCCCAUCUCACAGUCGUGUCCAUACACUAUGGCUUUGCUUGCUUUGUCUAUUUGAGGCCAAAGAACCGUGACUCAUUCGGUGAAGACAUGCUGAUGUCUGUGACAUAUACGGUGCUGACACCUCUGCUUAACCCCAUCGUUUACAGUCUUAGGAACAAAGAGAUGCAGGUAGCUCUAAGGAAAGUACUAGACAGUGUAACUAGGUUUUUCCCUCAGUUGACAAAUAAAAGAGUCCAGAACAUUUGUAAAAAUUAUUGA
Molecule: messenger RNA, 978 nt
Organism: Tupaia belangeri chinensis (Chinese tree shrew)
Lineage: Eukaryota; Metazoa; Chordata; Mammalia; Scandentia; Tupaiidae
Product: olfactory receptor 10T2
Exons: 1
Coding region: 1-978 (325 amino acids)
Biological process (GO): G protein-coupled receptor signaling pathway
Cellular component (GO): membrane
Molecular function (GO): olfactory receptor activity; G protein-coupled receptor activity
Source: RefSeq, a predicted model, not a curated record